Achroia grisella is the source of this 1239-nucleotide messenger RNA. RefSeq lists its product as uncharacterized. The transcript is spliced from 3 exons. Gene Ontology annotation, biological process: DNA integration. Lineage: Eukaryota; Metazoa; Arthropoda; Insecta; Lepidoptera; Pyralidae. The record is from RefSeq and is a predicted model, not a curated record. Gene Ontology annotation, molecular function: nucleic acid binding. The annotation marks the transcript as partial.
AUGUUUAUGAAAAUUAGAGAGGAAUUAUCUGUACAUAGUGACUGUAUACUGUGGGGAAAUAGAGUGGUGGUGCCAGAGAAAAUGCGCUCUUAUAUAUUGGAAGAAUUACACCGGAACCAUGAUGGUAUAGUUAUUAGUAAAGCUUUAGCUAGAAGUUAUUUUUGGUGGCCAUGUAUGGAUAAACAAAUUGAAGAGAUGAUAAAAAACUGUAAUAUUUGCUCAGAAAAUAGGAACAUGCCUGCUCCAGUUACUCAUCAGUGGUUGAAACCAGAUAAGGCCUGGUCAAGAGUACACGUUGAUUACGCUGGACCUUUUCAGGAUGCAUACUCUAAGUGGCCAGAAGUUAAAAUAGUAAAUGAUCUUAGCAGUGCUACAUUGAUUCGAGAAUUAAGAUAUAUUUUUGCUGAACAAGGUUUACCUGAUUCUAUUGUAAGUGACAAUGGUCGAAGUUUCAUUUCAGAAGAAUUUCAGAAAUAUCUUAAGAGCUGUGGAAUUAGACAGAUAUUAGUACCUCCUUAUCAUCCAUCAUCGAAUGGGCAAGCUGAACGUACAGUACAGACAGUAAAAAAUAAACUUAGGAAAAGAACAUCAGAACCCUGGCAUGUCCGAUUGCCGAACUUAUUAUAUGGAUUGCGAGCCACACCUAACAGUGUUAAUGAAAAAACACCUGCGGAACUUCUGAACAACCGUCGGUUCAGAACACAGUUCGACUAUUUAAAUCCAUUAUCGUAUAAAACAGAUAGAAAAUUAAGUGCAAAUGAAAACAAUGAAAAACUUAAAGUACGGUCAUUUGAAAUUGGUGAGUCUGUGUAUGUUCGCAAUUAUAGCAAAGGACCUCGAUGGUUACGAGGAAUGGUGGAGAAGAGAGUAGGGGUAUGUAGAUACUUGGUACGAUGGAAUGGAAGGUUGUUGUUGAGACACAUUAACCAGAUGCAUAAAGGAGGGAUAACAAUUAAUGGAGACAGUUUAAAAAAUACUUCAAGGCCUGAUGCAACCCAAUAUAAUAGUGAUGAUGAAAGUCAUGUGGUUAUACCAUCUCCAGAGAAAUGGGCUGACAUCAUUGGAGUAUCAGGGCCACAAGACAUUGUAAUGCCAGGAAGUUCAGGUGAAAUAUUAAGGACAAAGAGAGCUUUAUCAUUAUCCCCACCUACACUAUCUUCCAAGACACGUAUCACUCACCUCGAGAGACACCUUGAGGAAGCACAAGCACAUAGUGAAUCUAUGUUGGAACACAAAUGG